AAAAAAUGCAAAACAGAAAGGAGAACCACGCCUGCCGUGGUUCUUUCUGCCGGCUAAACAUCAUCGAUGCUUAGGCAACGAUCCUACGCUCGUUUGAGCGAUAAUCGCAUCGACUGAAGAAAGAAAAGAAGCGUCGAUUCGUACACCGCUAUGUCGUCGACGUGAAAGGUAGAGCCUACAGAGCUGGAAGUGAAACAGUGAAGGAAGCACAGCUUCUGUUGCCAUCAUGAGCACCGGCUACAUCACGUUGAAUGGCGAAAGGUUCGAUGACCUUCUCCACGACCGGCGCACGAUCGGAGACCUGUCGUGGUGCACGCGAGAAUGGAGCUGCCCCAAGUACCGCUUCUUUGGCAACCGGACGCCACACCAGAUCAAGCAGGAGGUUCUGAGCAGCGCACGUGUACAGAAGGCCAUUGCCGAGGUGAGCGCCGAGCAGAAGCGACCAGUCGCGGAGGUGUCGGAGGAGGCGCGCCGCAUCCUCGAGCAGAUGGGGCACAACAUGCGCAUGGGCAACAUUCGGUUCCUCGGCUACCUGUUCAGCAAGUCGUACAAGAGCAUGUACAGGGCCAUCUACGUCCACACUGAGGGCAUGGAGCAGUACCGGAAAGCCGCGGCUGAAAACCCGGUGCUGCUUCUGCCAACGCACCGCAGUUACAACGACUUCCUGCUCAUGUCUUACGUGUGCUUCUACUACAAUGUACCGCUUCCCGUCAUCGCAGCGGGCAUGGACUUCCUGGGCAUGCCUGCCGUGACCAUGCUGCUUCGCAACGGCGGUGCCUUCUUUAUCCGGCGCUCGUUCGGCACGGACCGACUGUACUGGGAAGUGUUCCGCCAGUACAUCCACUCCCUCAUCGCCGGCUCGGAGCACGGCCUCGAGUUCUUCGUCGAGGGCACGCGCAGCCGCACGGCCAAGUCACUCUGUCCGAAAAUCGGUCUGCUGCAGACGGUGUUGGAGAUGUUCUUCACCUCGCAAGUGUCGGACAUCACCGUCAUCCCCAUCACCAUCACCUACGACCGCACGCUCGAGGAGAAGCUCUAUGCCUUCGAGCUGCUGGGUGUGCCCAAACCCAAGGAAUCCACUUCGGGCCUUGUGAAGGCUCGGGGCAUCCUAAAUGACGACUACGGCAAUAUCUUCAUCAAGUUUGGCUCCCCCAUGUCGGUGCGGCAGUUCUGCGGUCGGUCGAUCGACCGGUCUGUCCACAGCAGGCACCCAAGAUUUGAGACCCACGUGACUCCUGAAGAAACCGCGGUGUGCAACCACCUUGCCCACUGGGUGGUCCGGGCCCACCACCGGUCCCUGGCCCUGUCGGCCUUCCCCCUGGUGUGCCUCUGCUACCAGGCGCGCGUGAGCCAACAGCGCAGCCGUGGGCUGUCGCAGCCACGGGUCAUGCUACACGAUCUGGCCGAUGAGGUGCUCUGGCUGCGAGAGCUGGUGCAGCGUUUAGGCGCCCUCGUGCACCUCAAAGGAGGAAACAGCAACCAGACGAACCCAGUGAGCUGGCUCCGUCGCGAAGUCCGCCUGCACUCCAACGUGUUCCGGUUCACGCCAGAGGGCACCAUCGAACUGGCACCGGCCGACACGAGCGCGGUGCUUCCGGUGGUAGCCGAAGCCGGUGCCAAGCCGGUCAGUGCCCUGCUACGGAUAGAGGCCGACACGGUGAAGACGGCCGUGCCCGAGAUGAUGCUGUAUCACUACGGCAACCAGGCUCUCCAAGUGGUGGCGCCGGUGUGCAUGGCAUCGCUCGCGCUUCUGGUCACGCCCCUUCCACGGUCUCAAGGUUCAGUGUACGAGAACUUCAAGAAGCUACAGAGCCUACUCCAACGAGAGUUUGUUUUCGAAGUGGACAAACUGGAAGAGAGUUUCCUGGAGGCAACGUAUGCGCUGCAGAGUCUCAACGUGCUCGCCGUCCUCAGGCUGGAGCCGGCUUCUCCGGAGAGCACAGACAGCUUGCAUUUCCUCGCUAGUCACAUGACACCCUUCCUCGAGGGACUUCAGACGGUGUGCGUCUUCCUGCGCGAUCAGCCCAGCGACGUGGUGGAGGUGCCCUUACCCGAGCUAGUGCGGAAGUGCCAGUGUGCCGCGGAGAAGCGCCUGCGCCAGGGCCAGCUUGCGGACUACCGGGUGCUGUCCCUCGACAUGCUCAACAACUGCCUCAUCUGCCUCUGCAACCUGGGCGCAGCACACAAGGAGAAGCGGGACGGUGCUGCCAUCUUGGUCCCGAAUGGCGACGUCAUUUCCAAGGUUCUGGAGAGCAUCGAUGUUUUCCUUUCCGUGGCUGCGAGGCCCUCGUCGAGAAACGCCGAGUCCUGCCAGGCCAAGCUGUAGACGGGCAGAUGCCGCAGUUUAUUUAUUUCCUUUCCAUAGAAACAAGUGGCAUUGUUGUGAUAUAUACCCACCUGCAGUCAGUUUUGUAUAGCCCAAUACACGUAAUCUCUACGAGUCACAGGAUCUAAUCUCGCACUUCUUUAUUUUUCCCGCCUCUUCCAGUGCUUCUUUUUGCACUCGCACUGUUAGUUUCAACUGCACUUAUACAUUUUAUUUUCAUGUUCUUUCUUUGUUUAUAUACAUCGAGUUUGAUAGACCUGAGGCUUUUGCUUCAAUGUUGUGUUUUAAUGGCAUUUAAUAGUAAUUAUAUGAAACAGCGUACAGAAGGGCAUGGCUCAUGUUUCAGCACAGCGGAAGAAUUUCCCAGUAUUCCUGAACGAACAACGUCUUCAUGUUCGGCACAUGUUAAUGGCUUGAAAUCAGUAUGUCUACAUAUUGAGCACCACUGUGGAAUUACUAUAUUGUGUUCAUUGAAUGGGAUAUGAAUCUUCUAACUUGAUGUGUUAGGUUAAUGACUAAAGCUGACUUGAAGAACUGCUUUGCAUGUAAUUAUGUACAGUCAUUUGUACACUUUGAUGAUACUGACUGAACCUUAAAACUGCUGAAGGCACUAAAAAGUAUUAGGGAGCAAAAAUGCUUUUCUGGAAUGUUUUAUGGGUGAGUCUGCUCGCUCCCUUUGGAUGUGGUGCCGAUCGUAAAUAUAACGACACAAUGAAAAUGUGCAUUUUAACUCUACAAAUGUUGCCUCAUAGUGUACAGACAGUGCUCAUUAUAUAGGUGCACGUGCUGUGUUGGUGCAACUGGAAAAGAUGGUCAUUUGCACAAUACAUAUACGAAUACAUGCAAAUUUUUGCAUGAGUUGUGAUGAUUUCUUUUUGGCUCCAAAAUGGAACCUUUAUUGUUUUUAUUGUAAGCCUUCGUUUUUACAAUGACUUGUGAGGCUAGUAAUUUAGCCAUAUGACAAAAUUGGUUCAUUGCACUGCGUGCCAAAAUGCAGCUCGCUCAGAUAAUUCAUGCUUAGAUAAUUUAAAGAUGUGGUAAAUCACAAAAUAAAAAUUUUGGUUCACCUGCGAUGUUUUUAUGUCACAUCACCACGUCAUUUAAUUGAGGCUUGAUAAGUUUGAACUUUCUGUGCUUUGUUAGCACAGACCAAAAAUAGCUAAUACAAUGGCGUUAGUAAUUGGAAUGUGUCCCCAUCUGACGAUCGCUUAGGUGUGUUAAUUAUUUUACAUGAGAUCAUCUAGCAUAGGUCACGUGCCUACUCCUUUGUACACAAAAGAAAGUUCGUGUGCAUAGCUCUUCAUUCCAGUACCCAUAACUACUCCUAAUUCUGCCUGGGCCGUGCCCUGUUUAGCUGAAGUCCUCAUAUUUCAGGUGAUAAGUUGUGGUGCCUGUGUGAUUGAAUUGCGUAGACCAGAAUGCAAGCUUCUAUUACACACCCAAGUUGGCCUUUGCUAGGAAUGUCACAAGUUUGCUGUUGUGGUGUGCUUAUUUAUGCCAUUAGGUCUUUGCAGUUGGAUGCUUCUUGUAAUGAAAUUUUGACGCUUUCGUAUUUGCACUGAAAGCACCUUCAUUAACAACAGUCUUUGUUGGCCUGUGCAGUGGGUUGUCUUCCUUGUGAAUGCUUGUGAAUGUGCAAAGAUUAAAUAGGUCCCUGUGGCCUUUGUUGUUUCGUUUUUCA
This is a messenger RNA of Rhipicephalus sanguineus (brown dog tick), 4007 nucleotides long. RefSeq names its product dihydroxyacetone phosphate acyltransferase (gene Dhap-at). The transcript has 14 exons. Gene Ontology annotation, biological process: ether lipid biosynthetic process. Gene Ontology annotation, molecular function: glycerone-phosphate O-acyltransferase activity. The record is from RefSeq and is a predicted model, not a curated record. Lineage: Eukaryota; Metazoa; Arthropoda; Arachnida; Ixodida; Ixodidae. Gene Ontology annotation, cellular component: mitochondrial membrane; peroxisomal membrane. Bases 227 to 2326 code for a protein of 699 amino acids.